AUGCCGUCGCCUCAAAAUAUACGUCGAGCGGUCUUAGCUGCUGCUGUGACUUCUGUUACUAUUGCAGGAACUUUGUAUGGGGCUGGCAUAAAGACCAACGAGGAGAUUGUUGAGAAUACCAAAAAACGCCAAGAAGCGACUUUUGAUGAGCAAAUGAUAGCUCUCCAAGGCAUGCGGUCGAAUCUGACAGCACGGAGAGGGAUGAUCGAAACUCAAAUUCGAGACUUGGACACCAGAAUCCAAGAAAAGAAACAAAGAAGCACAGACAGCAGCGACAAAGAACGUCCGCAGGAAGGCCGUUGA
Molecule: messenger RNA, 303 nt
Organism: Penicillium verhagenii
Lineage: Eukaryota; Fungi; Ascomycota; Eurotiomycetes; Eurotiales; Aspergillaceae
Exons: 2
Coding region: 1-303 (100 amino acids)
Source: RefSeq, a predicted model, not a curated record